GGGGAGGGGCGGGGUCUCCAUCUCCCACCUCCGCUCUGCUUCCAGCUGUUCCUCUUCCACACCGUCACCCUGCGCGCCCCGCACAACUUCACGCAGUGCACCACGCGCGGCAGCUUCCCGCAGCCCUGGCACGAGACCCUCUACAACAUGCUGAGCUUCUCCUGCCUCUUCCUGCUGCCGCUGCUCAUCAUGGUGUGCUGCUACACGCGCAUCCUGCUCGAGAUCUCCCGGCGCAUGGGCUCCAGCCUCUUCUCCUCCAGCGACGUGCCGCUGCGGUGCUCUGGGAGCAACAUCCCACGGGCACGGCUGCGCACGCUGAAGAUGAGCCUGGUCAUCGUCUCCUCCUUCAUCUUCUGCUGGACCCCCUACUACCUGCUGGGGCUGUGGUACUGGUUCUGCCCACGGGCCAUGCAGGAAAAGGUCCCACCAUCUCUCUCCCACAUCCUCUUCAUCUUCGGCCUCUUCAAUGCCUGCCUGGACCCCAUCACCUAUGGGCUCUUCACCAUCCCCUUCCAGAGGCGCUGCAGUUGUCCCUGUGGGCACAGCCCUGAGCCUGAGCCACCCUCCUCAGCCACGGCUUCCUUCCAGUGUUCGGCCUCAUCCCUGCGGGGCAGACAGAGCACAGGGGGCACAGAGGGGCCACAGCCACCUAUCGAGCUGGGGCUGCCCACUGGGGCUAGUUCCUGCCAGAGCAGUGCGCCGUGAGCCAGGGCAGCCUGAUGUCACGAAGA
Messenger RNA from Meleagris gallopavo (turkey), 731 nucleotides. Lineage: Eukaryota; Metazoa; Chordata; Aves; Galliformes; Phasianidae. The record is from RefSeq and is a predicted model, not a curated record.